AUGGCUUCUCAUAGAUAUCCACCAACUCUUGGUUUUAGUGUUCAAGGAAGCAACGAUAUCACCAAGAAGAGCUGUGCUUAUCUGGUGAAUUAUGGAGGAAGAAGACAAGAGAUCAAAAUACCUGAAAACUCUUUUGACCUGAAGAUACAACACUUGGAGAAGAAGCCAUGGAAACCUUUUUCUUCUUUGAGAAAUUCUAAUCACUUUCUGGAGUUUGACUCUACCAUGAUGGAUGUUCAUGAGACAGGACAAGAGAAGGUGAUUGAGUUCCUUUUGUCUAGAGAAGAUAAACUCAAAGAGAGAGGAGUUAAUAAUAUGUCUCUGUUUUCUGACUUGAAUAAAGAAUUUUCCAUCAAUCCGGAUGCUCAAAUCCUCUUCUCAAGUGGCAGCAGACCUGAGUUGAAUGAUAUGGUCUCUAUUGCAGCCGAGUUUUAUACGUUGAAGAAGUCAGCUAGAUGGAGAAAACUCUCACGGCUUGUACCACAGUUUUCUAGAUUGGACAGUGAGGUACUCAUAGAUACUCUGCAGCAAGACGAGGUUAACCUCGAUGCAGCUACAUUACCUCCUCAGAAAACUAGGGCCACCAAGCCUUCACGAAAGAAACAGAAUCCGAAAUUGAGAGAUAGAGAGAAUGAUCUCUACAAAAGAAACCACCUCCAUGCAUGUGAGAGUCUCAUCUCAUUGAUGAUAGGCAGUGAACAACAUAGACAAACCACAAUGCUAUCUCUUAAGAAAUCAUGUGGAGAGCUCUCAGAGCUUUUGACUCAGCUGUCAAUCUCCUUUGCUGGAACUGGCAUCGCAGGGUUCUUCUCUGUGGUCUGUAGUGCUGCUUCUGGAAGAGUACCCUUUUGUUGUGCAAACAAUAUCUUGGACACUGGUCUUAGUUUAAGUUUGGUAUUACUCUCGUGGGCGGUGAGUAGUCUCAGGAGAGCCAUAGUCGGUAUCAAUAGGAAAGCGAUCAAAGGCGAAGAAACUACAGAUAAAGUUGAGAGUAGAAUCAAAGAUGUUUACUUCAGAGCUGCAACAGUUAUCAUUAUGGUAGCACUUAGGUUUCGUUGA
This is a messenger RNA of Eruca vesicaria subsp. sativa (arugula), 1059 nucleotides long. NCBI's taxonomy places the organism in Eukaryota, Viridiplantae, Streptophyta, Magnoliopsida, Brassicales, Brassicaceae. The record is from the annotation of a GenBank genome assembly.